Molecule: messenger RNA, 642 nt
Organism: Caenorhabditis remanei
Lineage: Eukaryota; Metazoa; Nematoda; Chromadorea; Rhabditida; Rhabditidae
Exons: 4
Coding region: 1-642 (213 amino acids)
Cellular component (GO): mitochondrial outer membrane
Source: RefSeq, a predicted model, not a curated record
AUGUCAAAUUCAACGCAUCGUGGCGAAUUCGAACGCAAUUGGAGCCAACUUCCACACUCAGAUGCUCGCGAAGCAUUUCAAGAGUUUGUUGACAAGCAGCACUGCCAGCUCGCAGCCUACGAAACAAUGCCAUUCUGGACCACCCAAGACACCCGUAACUCGGUUAUCUCCUCGCUGAUUCCAGCCGGAGCCGCUGUCGCAGCAUUCGUCGCGUUCGCCAAAGAUCAACAAGUCGCUGAUUGGUGGAGCGCAUUGAAGAAGCCAAACUGGGCGCCGAAGGAUGUUCGCGUCUACUCCGCCAUAGACCUGCUCACGCUUUCCCCACUCGGAUACGCUUCCUAUCUCGUCUAUAAAAAUGGCGGUGGCUUCGAUUACAAUGACACGAAGUUGGCUCUCGGGCUAUAUGGAACUAGUGUGGCCUUGGCUGUCGCCACGAUUCCAAUUGUGAAGAAGAAGGAGCUCGGAUGCUUGUGGAAGAACACGACUGUUGUUAGUUUGACGGCCACUGGAGCCGCUUACGCUUUCUACAAGAUUGACAAGAAAGCCGGCUUCCUCCUCGUCCCAUUCGCUCUCUGGACGGCCUUCUACGCCUACCUCGCCUACUCCAUUAAGAAGGAGAAUGACCCAAUCAAGAACUUGUAA